Messenger RNA from Dinoponera quadriceps, 1305 nucleotides. Its product is annotated as alpha-tocopherol transfer protein-like. NCBI's taxonomy places the organism in Eukaryota, Metazoa, Arthropoda, Insecta, Hymenoptera, Formicidae. The transcript is spliced from 4 exons. Gene Ontology annotation, cellular component: membrane. The record is from RefSeq and is a predicted model, not a curated record. Gene Ontology annotation, molecular function: phosphatidylinositol bisphosphate binding. Bases 323 to 1243 code for a protein of 306 amino acids.
UAUAUUAUUUAAUUUUCUCUUUAAACAAGAAUAAUACUUCAAUUUUUUAAAAUUGUACUAACUAAUUAUUAAGCAAGUGUACUAUUCGAAACCAUUUGUAGAAGAACAGCUAAUAGUGAUAAAAUAAAUCGUUGAACGUGUAGUUCUAGGAACUAACAGUUUUAUAUAUAUAUAUAUAUUUAACGUGUAUAUAUAUAUAACAAUUACAAAUUAUAUAUUGAUUAUUAUAUAAUAUUUAAGAACUAAAAUUUUUUACGAACGUAUAGUAACAGUGACUUAUGGAUUUUAUAAAAACAAGAAAAGAAAAUUAAAUUUUGCAACAAUGACGGAAUACAUAAUGCCGAUUCGAUAUGUCAGCAUGGAAGAAGAAUUUAAACGGAAUCCGGAGCUGAAGAUGUCGGAUCUGCAAAUGUUGAAGGACUGGAUGGACAAACAGCCGCAUCUGCCGGAUAUACCUAUAUUGUACCUCAUUAUAUUCCUGCAUAGCAACUACUAUCAUAUAGAGCCAACCAAAAGUACAAUAGAGAACUUUUUCACUGUAAGGUGGCGCAUGCCGGAAGUUUUCUACAAUAGAGAUCCAGUCGCAUGGAAGGAAUUGCGUAAGGCUUUCACCGUCGUAGCACUCAUACUGUUGCAACAGAGGACCAAAGAGAAUUAUAUAAUGAUUUUCGGCAAACUUCUGGAUACGAAUCCGAGUCGAUAUAACUACGUUGAAACUCUUAAAUAUCUAUUCAUGACAUGCGAAGUACAAAAUAUAACGGAGGGCACCAGCAGCGGGCAGGUCAUUGUCUUUGACGCGACGGGUUUCAGCUUAGGCCAUGUUGGCCGUAUGAAUUUGAUGCUGCUAAAAAAGAUUUUGUUCUUCGUACAAGAAGAAGGUGCUCCCGUUCGAUUGAAGGUUAUCCACGUGUUGAACGCUAUACCUGCGGCGGAAACAUUACUGAAUAUGCUUAAACCUUUUAUGAAGGCGAACUUGUUAAACAUUGUACAUUUCCACGCGAAUAUAAAGAGCGCGGAGGAAUUUUUGCCCAUCGAGGCUUUGCCGAACGAAAUGGGCGGAAAAGCAGGACCUUUGAAGGAUCUUGUUGACAUGAACAUUAAAUUACUGGAGGAAUUUCGACCAUGGUUUCUACAGGACGAAAGGAUCUUACGGGUGAACGAAUCUCUGCGUGUAGGCAAAUUCCAAGCGGCGGACGAUUUGUUCGGCGUGGAUGGUAGCUUUAAGAAGCUCGAGAUAGAUUAAUCGAUAUGAAGUGACAAAGAGUGUAUCGCCCUUACAUGUUAUUUGACAAUUGUUUUGACGGA